Molecule: messenger RNA, 1713 nt
Organism: Fulvia fulva
Lineage: Eukaryota; Fungi; Ascomycota; Dothideomycetes; Mycosphaerellales; Mycosphaerellaceae
Exons: 1
Coding region: 1-1713 (570 amino acids)
Source: RefSeq, a predicted model, not a curated record
AUGGACGGAUUCGACCAGUCCCUCUUCACUUACUCCAUUGAGGCCCAAGAAGAUACGGCAAGCACUACUGCAGCCGAGACGAUCAGCAAUGCACCACUCACUGAGCCUGCCGGAGUACUUCCGCCAUUUGACUUCGCAAACGUGCCCGUCACAGGAGACCUGGGCGACCAUGUUCUCUCGGUGGAAGAGCUAAACUUUCUGGCGAACCAAGAUUCAAACGAGUUGGGUAGUUACCUUGACUACUUCAUCCCAGAGGAGAUGGUGCAGGAUAUCAACGGGUACCAGAGAACCUUCGUGAGCACCACCAUCCCAGAAGCCGAUCUCCACGCAUCAUUCAUUGGCUUCUUCGGGGAUAGCGACACUCUGCUGCUCUGUGGCACCAAGACCAACCUCCAGGGGGUGUGGACUGCGAUCGCAAAAAAUGGUCGAGCCAUGGAGAGAUGCGAUGGCGCGGACUUGGCGUUGAGGCUCUUACUUCAGUAUGGCGUCGUCGCGUGCGACCCGGCGAGCUGUCCUCACCAGCAUGUUGAGAUGAGCUCGACGCAAGUGGCGGCCAGAGCAGUUGCCGGACACUUUGCUACCAGCCAGAAGAGCAGGGCCGGCGCCUCGAAGAGCCAGCGAGGUGUCGUGCCCGCUCGCAAUGUGCGAACCUCGCAACAACAGCAGACGGCGCCUGUUCCAAUGGCCGGUAACCAGCAGAUACUGCCUGCUCCAAUGCCAGCGUCAAUGCCGACGGCAAUUUCACUCCCGAUGCCGGCCCAGACAGUAAUUGGUAGUCCUACCACAGCACCGACUCCUGCACCAGCUGUACCUCAGGGACCAUCUCAGCACGCCCUCGCAGGACAGCCAAGACCUGCCAACAUACCUGCUCCACUACCUAAGCCACGAAACACCAGUCACGCUGCAUGGGACAAUGCUCCUCUCUUCGCGGGUCUAACCAACGACGAGAUCCUGUCGGGGUACGUUCACCCGGAGGACAUACAAGGCACGCUCGCGAUCCAGAUCGCGACCAACUGUCAAAGUGGUCCCUUCAUCGACUGCGUCCAGGCUCUAUAUGUUCGUCUUGGCCUGAAGCCUCCGCAGAAGAGUGCCAUCACAAAGCGGUGGACGUUGGCGUUAGAAGCUCAGUGCGCUCGUGAUGGCAAGAACUUUGCUGCGGAGAGGGCUCGGAUCAAAAAUGCUAGGAGAAAUGGUCGAAGCACGGCAGCAGACCUGCUGCUGAUUACUGGAGCACCGCCGCCACCACCGCUUCCGCCGGCGUCUGCUCCAGUGCCGACUAAUGUCACUGCACAAGCAGCUUUGGCUGCCGGUGACCAUAGCGAUGCCGAUUUGGGUGACAUCAGCGAAUCCGUCGAUCAAGACGAGAAUGCACAAGGGGACACCACGGAAUUGCCGCCAUCCAAGGCUCUAAGAUCUCCACCGCACGAGGGCAUAGAGCGACUUCCUUCCUGCAGCUGUGGACAUGCAUUCGGCAAGCCGCACGACCCAGAUUGCGCAUCUUUGGCACCAGGACUUCCCGUGGUCAAGGACGGCGAGCUAGAGCAGAUUGCGAUCCAGUCGCGACCGGGCAAGCGCAAGCGAGGCGCUGGAGAUGGCGGGAAGAUGGACCUAUCUGAGGCGCUCAAUGAAGAGAUUGAUGGUGUGGCGAACGCAAAGCGCCGCAAGAAGCCUGCGGCAAAGAAUGAGAAGAAGGUCAAUGGCUGGGUGAUUUGA